Molecule: messenger RNA, 573 nt
Organism: Clonostachys rhizophaga
Lineage: Eukaryota; Fungi; Ascomycota; Sordariomycetes; Hypocreales; Bionectriaceae
Source: the annotation of a GenBank genome assembly
AUGAAGGUUUUCAGCAACGCCGUCACCUACAACUACUCGUGGGACGAGGUAUCCACAGCCAACUGGCAAAAGUACGGCCCCUGGAACAACAAAUCCGAGCAUGUCGUGGCCGUCGACACCCUCGCUCGCUCUGUCGAUCCUGCUACCGGCAUCCUGCGAACCGAGCGAUUGAUUACCUGCAAGCAGUCUGCUCCCGAAUGGAUGAAGUCCCUCAUGGGCGGCUCCAUGGAUGAUCACUUCGUAUACGAGGCCUCCUAUGUCGACCCUGCAAACAAGACCCUCACCAUGGUGAGCCAGAACCUGACCUGGAACAACCUGGUUAGCGUACAAGAGGAGGUGGUCUAUAGCCCCCUCACCGACCAUCAGACCCAGUUUAUCCAGAGCGCCCGCAUCACCGCCCUUUGUGGCGGCUGGCAGCGCAUCAAGAACAGCAUCGAAGAUACCCUGGUAAAUCGCUUCCGCGAGAACGCCGCCAAGGGCAAGGAGGGCUUCGAGCGUGUUCUCGAGAUGAGCCGAAUCGUUUUCGCCGAGGAGAAGGCUCGGCAACACCGGGAGACGAUGCUGGUACAGUGA